CUGGCAGACCCGAACGUGAAUGAAACUAAUUGAAAAGCAGCAAAGCAAACAAGCUAUCGGAAUAUAUCUACUGAUCGUACGAAACGCAAAUUGUCGUCGCGCAGAGAAAAUUGUGAAAUUGUGCGCAUUUAAAUUGUAAACUGAAACUAAAAAAAAAUCCGUGAACGCCACUUUAAAACGGAGAACUGUGUGUGGAAUUGUAUUGAGUUACAACAACAAACCAUGUUAGCCUGUUGGAAAUGUAUUUUUCUAAUAUUAUGUACAAUAUUCAUACAAACAAUGGUGGUUUUGAGUACAAAUGCACCGUUGCCGGCUCGAAAAGCCCAUAUAGCCGGCAUAAGUCCAAGGGCAACAUUAGGACUUUUUGAUAAUCCAUGUGGUAAAAAGGACAAUAGCAAGGCAUGGACCCAAAAACUAUUGGCGAAACGCGAGGCGGUGCCACAUUCGGCGCCCUAUAUCGUAUCAAUACAACGUAUGACACCAGAUGACGGCCUCGUACAUUAUUGCGCAGGCACCAUAAUUCACGAGAAUUGGAUACUAACAGCAGCACACUGCCUCACCUCAGAUGAAACAGUGGAGAACUCCAUCAUUGUUGCCGGCUGUCAUGAUCUACGCGGCACCGAAGAAGGCGAUUGUGUGCAGGUGCGUACAAUUGAUCAUUUUGUGCGACACGAGCUCUAUCUUGGAGGCAUUAAUCCAUAUGACAUUGCGCUCAUCUAUACCAAACGACCGUUACAAUUUACAGAGCAUGUGCAACCGGCACAUUUGCCAGAACAGGAUGUGCUGCCAGAGGGUAGUGGUACACUUUAUGGUUGGGGUAAUAUUUCCAUGACACUGGUGCCCAAUUAUCCACAUCGCUUGCAGGAAGCUGAUAUGCCCAUAUUGGAUAUGGAACUAUGCGAACGGAUAUUAGCUGCCUCUGGUUUGCAACUGCACGAGACUAAUUUGUGCACAGGUCCACUAAAUGGAGGAGUCAGUAUCUGUACAGCUGAUUCAGGUGGCCCUCUGAUGCAGCCUUGUUGUGAUGGUUUCGAGGAAGGUUAUACAGUUAUUGGCAUAGUAUCGUGGGGUAAAAUGCCUUGUGGCCAGAAAAAUUCUCCAUCUGUAUUUGUGCGUGUUUCAGCGUUUACCCAUUGGAUUACUGAUAUUAUCACGACGGUAACACAGUUCGAAUAAACAUAAGCGAAUAAUUAAGGAGAGAGAAUUUGGAGAAUGCUGUGUGUGAACUGAAUGCCGAUAACUGAACGGCCUGAAAACCGAAGACGCUGAGCGUCGAAUUGGUGGAAAACAAAAUCUCAUGAAUUUAGAAUAGGAACUGUAGUAUUUAAGAAGGUAGUGAAAUGUAUCUAUAAUAUAGAACAACUAUUAUAAUUAUAAAUUUGUAAAAUAUAUUUAACUAUUUUGAUAAGGAAAAAAGGAAGAAAAAAGGAAAACAUAUAAACAUACUCGAAAAAG
This is a messenger RNA of Bactrocera dorsalis (oriental fruit fly), 1455 nucleotides long. Its product is annotated as lectizyme. Lineage: Eukaryota; Metazoa; Arthropoda; Insecta; Diptera; Tephritidae. Gene Ontology annotation, molecular function: serine-type endopeptidase activity. The coding region runs from base 223 to 1176 and encodes 317 amino acids. Gene Ontology annotation, biological process: proteolysis. The transcript has a single exon. The record is from RefSeq and is a predicted model, not a curated record.